Molecule: messenger RNA, 390 nt
Organism: Closterium sp. Naga37s-1
Lineage: Eukaryota; Viridiplantae; Streptophyta; Zygnematophyceae; Desmidiales; Closteriaceae
Source: the annotation of a GenBank genome assembly
AUGGCGCACGUCACGUACCUGAGCGCGGAGGAGUUCGAGCGCCUGGCAGCGGACCGAUCGAAGCGCAUCGCGGUUGUUGAUGUGAGGGACGAGGAGAGGCAGAUGGACGGGCACAUUCACGGCAGCGUGCAUGCACCCAGUGAGACCUUCCGCGACCACCUGCCGCACCUCGCCACACGCCUCUCCAACCACGAUGCUGUCGUCUUCCACUGCGCCCUCUCCCAGUGCCUUCAUGCCAUCACUGCUCCAGUGCCUUCAUGCCAUCACUGCUCCAGUGCCUUCAUGCCAUGCAUGCUCACUCGGUUGUUCCCAUGUGCGUGGUCCCAAAUGUGCCAACAUCUAUGUGAGUCAUCACCAGGAGCAGCAACAGCAACAGCAGCAGGGAGGUAG